This is a messenger RNA of Bemisia tabaci, 2199 nucleotides long. RefSeq names its product RNA polymerase I and III subunit C (gene Polr1C). Gene Ontology annotation, molecular function: protein dimerization activity; DNA binding. Gene Ontology annotation, cellular component: RNA polymerase I complex; RNA polymerase III complex. The record is from RefSeq and is a predicted model, not a curated record. Gene Ontology annotation, biological process: DNA-templated transcription. Lineage: Eukaryota; Metazoa; Arthropoda; Insecta; Hemiptera; Aleyrodidae.
GUUAUCAUUAUGGCAUGGCCUAACGAGUGCACGUGCAUACUUUAAUACUUUUACAAUUAAUCUUUUUACUUUUUUAAGUUGUUGGAGUGUUUCUUAAAGUAAAUAGUCCACUGCACAUUAUCACCCAUUUAUCUUCAAAACUUCCGAAAAUGGGGAAGAAAAACAAAGUAACUCUGAACGAGCACAAUGUAACCGAUACGGCGGAUGAUUUCGAGGAUCUCUCUUCAGACAUGAAAGAAAAUCUGAAAGACUUCAGAGAUAAAUUUCGUAUCGACAUUGUGAAGUAUGACCAUGAAAAGUUUGAAUUUGAUAUGAUUGGUAUUCCCCCAGCCAUUGCAAAUGCUGUUAGAAGAGUGCUGAUUUCUGAUGUGCCCACCAUGGCUAUCGAUAGGGUUCAUAUGCUCAACAACACAUCAUUAAUGCAAGAUGAAGUGUUAGCUCACCGCUUAGGUUUAAUACCUUUGAAAGCUGAUCCUAGGCUGUUCGAAUACAGAACUGAAGAAGAGAGUGAAGGCACUGACCAAGAUUCCCUCCAGUUUGAAUUAAAAAUAAAGUGUAGUCGAAAUGCUGCAGCGGGAAAUGACAAAACCUUACCCGAUGAUUUGUAUGUUGAUCACAAAGUUUAUUCAAAACACCUCAAGUGGAUACCAAUCGGAGGACAAGAGGAUCUUUACAAAGAAGAAGAAAUUGGACCCAUUCAUGACGAUAUUUUGAUUAUGAAACUUCGGCCAGGCCAUGAAAUCGAGUUGAGAGCGUUUGCAUACAAAGGGGUAGGGAGAGAUCAUGCCAAAUUCUCGCCAGUUGCAACUGCUCAUUACAGACAAUUACCAGAAAUCAGAAUUCUAAGGUCUGUGGCAGGAGAGAAGGCUCGGAGACUUGCCACCUGCUUCUCACCAGGAGUCAUUGGUAUCAAAAAGAAUAAAGAAGGGAUGGAGGAAGCUUAUGUCAUUGAUGCCAGGUACGACUCAAGUAGCAGAAACGUUUUCCGGUAUGAUGACUUGAAAGACUGCGUAGAAAUGACUAGAGUGUCAGAUCAUUUUAUCUUCACUGUUGAAUCCACUGGAGCUCUUUCUCCUGAUAUACUCUUCAUCGAAGCUCUCAAAAUGCUGAAAAAGAAAUGCAAAGAGUUAUCGGACCAGAUACCAUGAUAGUAUGUACGCCAAAAUUUCCAAUCCAUUUGUUUUCUUGUUAUGAAAAGCUUAAUACAUCCCCGUAAUGGACGUGAGGCAUCCCAAGAUCCUGAGCUAUCAUCCAGGUGGAAAGAAAGAAGCUGUCAAGUAUCUCUUUGAAAUGUUACAAUUACAUAAUAGCAAAACACUUGCUUUCUGAUACUGAAGAUCAUAUCUUUAAAGUAUUCAUAUCAAUGGCUAAGAAACAGUGCUGCUUACCUACAAACUGAAGGCUUCACUGGACGCAGAAAAAACCUCGAAUUUUUUGCAGCUUUGAGAUUAGUUUUGCAAUUUAUUUAAUACAUUAAUGUGUCAUUGCAGCGCUCUCAUGCAAAAUUGGAAAAAAAUAUGAACCUCAGCUUGCUUAUUUUAUACUGUAGAAUGCGGCAAAGUAGGUAACUCAUUUUAGCCAAAAUUGCCAGUUAAGCGGUAUUGGUCCUUAGCCAUUGACACAAUGCUCAUUUUUAGGCAUAUCAUUCAUACGAUACUUAUACAUGCUGAGCAAAAUCUUCAAAACUGAGAAUUCGAAAUUCUACAAAUUUCAGUUCAGAAACUGAAGUUUACCAAGUUUAACAGCACAUAUCAGGUCCUGAAGAAUUUUGUUUGAGUCCGGCAUUAAUUGUUUUUCUUCUCAACCUGUAUCAUCAUACACCACAAUGUAUGAAACUGUGGGUUUUUUCUAUUUCUAGUGUAAAACAUCUUGAUCUACAAGAUUUUUGAUGUUUCAGAAAUGUAGCAUUAAUUGCACAUGGUUGAUGGUCAUGGGUGGAAAAAUUAAACAUUUCCACAUAAUUUGAAGUGUGCACUUAAUUUUGUGAUAUUCAUGUUUGAAUUGUUGAUUAUAAGUGGUGUAGAAAUGUAAGUAGCCAUGCUUGUGGAAUGCAAAGAAUACUCAGAGGCACGCUUGGAGGCACGCUUCACAAGAAGAUCAGGAACACAUAUUUCAGAGUCUGCCUCUUAUGGUGUAGUGGUUGUAGUGCUAGCUCUAUGAUCGUGAGGUCUCGGGUUCAAUUCCCGGCUAGGCAACCCG